Seriola dumerili (greater amberjack) is the source of this 6238-nucleotide messenger RNA. It is a transcript of the gene slc4a2b, whose product is annotated as anion exchange protein 2-like. Gene Ontology annotation, molecular function: solute:inorganic anion antiporter activity; monoatomic anion transmembrane transporter activity. Bases 330 to 3983 code for a protein of 1217 amino acids. The record is from RefSeq and is a predicted model, not a curated record. The transcript has 23 exons. NCBI's taxonomy places the organism in Eukaryota, Metazoa, Chordata, Actinopteri, Carangiformes, Carangidae. Gene Ontology annotation, biological process: bicarbonate transport; transmembrane transport; monoatomic anion transport. Gene Ontology annotation, cellular component: basolateral plasma membrane; apical plasma membrane; plasma membrane.
GAGCGCUCAGCUCUGCGAGAGGCUGGACAGCACAUGAUCGGUCGGCACGAAGGCUCCACAUCUCUAACUCUUGUUUCUUUUGUCUCCCUAUCUCUCUCUUUUCUCCCUCUGUUUGUUUUUGUCCUGCACUCUGACCAGCCCCGGGUCACUCUUCCCAGCAGAGUUCAGAAUUGCACUACAAUGUCUGCGGUGGCUUCUCUGCAGUAAGCACACGAAGGUUAUGCUGCCCAAAAGCUGUCUGAGUCCCAGUGAGAAAGAGAAGGGCUAAAGCCGCACUGAUCUAAACCAGCUUUCCAGAUCCUCUCCAGCAGCGACUCCACUACGGAGCCAUGAGCAACCCCAGCGCUCCCAACCAGAUUACAGAUGCCGUGGCAGCGGUUAUUCACAGUCCAGAGGCCCCUGGCGCCUCAUCAGUACACGGGCGCUCAGAAGAAGAGGAUGAUGGGGACCUGAACAAAGCUCUGGGCGUCCAGCGCUUUCAGCAGAUCCUCAGCCCUGCUGCUGUCGUACCCGACGAGCAGCACCACAACUACCAUGAGGAGGACAUUGAAUACCACCGCCACUCCUCUCACCACAUCCACCGACCUCUGUCCAAACUGCCCCCCGAGGGACGCAGGAAGAAGAGCGGCAAGAAAAGGAAGAAGGACAAAGAUCACAAAAGCAGCCACGUUCCCAACAGCGGCCCCAUAGAGGAAGGAGAGGAUGAAGAGGAAGAGGAAGGGACGGAGACAACUUCUGCUCCAUCUGACUCAGAGAGAGCCAAAGAUGUGGAGUUCUUCGUUUCGGAUGACGACCAUGUGGCCAGUCGUGACAAAGAGAGCCCUCGCUCAGCCCGAGAGCUCGAUAUUGUGCCGCAGUGUGGUGAAGCAGCGGAUACUGAAGAUGGAACUUCCACAGAUAAGCCAGUCUCAUCCGACACUUCCAGCCCCUCUCCCCAGUCAGGGCCACCUGAACACAUACCACUGGCCCGGGUGUCAUCCGCCAGCCGCGGCUACGACCUGCAGGAGCGCCGGCGUACGGGCAACAUGACUGGUGCCGAGCAGGCAAAGUACCAGCGUAUCCCCACUGAUGAGAGUGAGGCUCAGACACUGGCCUCCGCUGACCUGGACGGCAUCAAGAGUCAUCGGUUUGAAGAUGUUCCCGGCGUGCGCAGACACCUGGUCAGAAAGAGCACCAAGGGACAAGUGGUGCACAUUAGCAAAGACCACAAAGAGCCGACCACUCGCAGUCGCAAGCAGGACCGAACCCCACAUGAGGUGUUUGUCGAGCUGAACGAGCUGACCAUGGACAAGAACCAGGAGAUGCAGUGGAAGGAAACGGCUCGUUGGAUCAAGUUUGAGGAAGAUGUGGAGGAGGAGACGGACCGCUGGGGGAAACCUCACGUGGCUUCUCUGUCUUUCCGCAGUUUGCUUGAGCUCAGAAAGACCAUCUCGCACGGUGCGGUGCUGCUGGACCUGGACCAGAAGACCCUGCCUGGCAUCGCCCACCAGGUGGUGGAGCAGAUGAUCAUCUCUGACCAGAUCAAAGCUGAGGACAGAGCCAAUGUCCUGAGGGCUCUGCUGCUCAAACACAGUCACCCGAGCGAUGAGAAAGAGCACAGUAGCCCCUUCCCCAGGAACAUCUCCGCUGCCAGCCUCGGCAGUCUGAUGACACACCACCACAGUGGCAACCACACCCAUCAGCCAGAGCCGUCUGUCACCGACCCGCUCAUGGGCACCGUCCACGCAGUGGGAGAAACGGAAACGCGCAUCGACGUGGAGAAGAACGAAGUACAGCAGAAGGAGCCGAACUUGGUGCCCGGUAUGCAUCGGUCCAAGUCCAAACAUGAGCUGAAGCUGCUGGAGAAGAUUCCUGAAAAUGCAGAGGCCACAGUUGUCCUUGUGGGCAGCGUGGACUUCCUGGAGCAGCCCACCAUGGCGUUUGUGCGGCUGCAGGAGGCGGUGGAGCUGGAGUCUGUCCUAGAGGUCCCCGUGCCCGUCAGGUUCCUCUUUGUUCUGCUGGGACCCCCCACCACCAGCAUGGACUACCACCAGAUAGGACGCUCCAUCUCCACGCUGAUGUCUGACAAGCAAUUCCACGAGGCAGCCUACCUGGCGGACGACAGGCAGGACCUGCUGAACGCCAUCAACAGCUUCCUGGACUGCAGCAUCGUGCUGCCGCCGUCAGAGAUGGGAGGUGAUGAGCUGCUGCGCUCUGUCGCUCGCUUCCAGAGGGAGAUGCUGCGCAAGAGGGAGGAGCAGGGCGUCAAACUGAUGGCCAAAGAACCCAAAAGCCUUGAGGAAAAAGAGGCCCUCCUCACACCUUCCAAAAAGUCAGACGACCCUUUACAGCGCACAGGACGCCCCUUUGGAGGACUGAUACGAGACGUGCGGCGGCGUUACCCGAAGUACAUCAGCGACUUCAAGGACGCCCUGAACAGUCAGUGCAUGGCCGCUGUUAUCUUCAUCUACUUCGCUGCCCUGUCUCCGGCCAUUACAUUCGGAGGCCUGCUGGGUGAGAAGACGGACGGCCUGAUUGGUGUCUCUGAGCUGAUCGUGUCGACAGCGGUGCAGGGCGUGAUCUUCUGCUUGCUCGGAGCUCAGCCUCUGCUGGUUGUGGGCUUCUCCGGACCCCUGCUAGUUUUUGAGGAAGCCUUUUACAGUUUCUGCAAAGCGAACGAAAUAGAGUAUCUAACUGGUCGCGUCUGGAUCGGGUUUUGGCUCAUCAUCAUCGUGAUCGUCACCGUGGCCUUCGAAGGCAGCUUUCUAGUCCGCUUCGUCUCCCGCUUCACCCAGGAGAUCUUCUCCUUCCUCAUCUCCCUCAUCUUCAUCUGCGAGACCUUCAUCAAGCUUGGCAGGAUUUUCAAGGAGCACCCACUGAAAAGCUGCUCCCUUGACAACAGCACAGUAGGGGAAAACAUCAACGGGACGCACAGCAACGACACUCAUGCAACUCUGGUCCAAGGCCAGCCCAACACCGCGCUGCUCUCUCUGGUCCUCAUGGCCGGAACGUUUUUCAUCGCUUUCUACCUGCGCAAGUUCAAGAACAGUGCGUUCUUCCCUGGAAGGUUUCGCAGGGUGAUUGGAGAUUUUGGGGUGCCAAUUGCCAUCCUCAUCAUGGUCCUCAUGGAUUACAGCAUAGAUGACACAUACACACAAAAACUGAGUGUUCCCAGAGGUUUCUCUGUGACGAGUCCCGACAAGCGCGGCUGGAUCAUCAGUCCUCUGGGUUCGGACGGUAAUUUCCCCAUCUGGAUGAUGUUUGGCUGCUGUUUGCCCGCUCUGCUGGUUUUCAUCCUCAUCUUCAUGGAGACACAGAUCACCACCCUGAUAGUGAGUAAGAAGGAGCGGAUGCUGGUGAAGGGCUCUGGUUUCCAUCUGGACCUGCUGCUGAUCGUGGUGCUGGGUGGCAGCUCGGCUCUGUUCGGCCUGCCGUGGAUGGCCGCGGCGACUGUCCGCUCAGUGACCCACGUCAACGCCCUCACUGUCAUGAGCAAGGCCGUCGCCCCCGGAGACAAGCCUCGCAUCCAGGAGGUGAAGGAGCAGAGGGUCACUGGGCUCCUGGUCGCCAUCAUGGUUGGCCUGUCCAUUGUAAUAGGUGACCUGUUGCGUCAGAUCCCCCUGGCUGUGCUGUUUGGUAUCUUCCUCUACAUGGGUGUGAUGUCUCUCAAUGGCAUCCAGCUGACGGAGCGCAUGAUGCUGCUGCUUAUGCCACCAAAGUAUCACCCUGACCACACAUACGUACGCAAGGUCCGUACGCUGCGGAUGCAUCUGUUCACCUGCAUCCAGCUGGUGUGUCUGGCGGUUCUGUGGGCUGUCAUGUCGACACAGGCGUCUCUGGCUUUCCCCUUCGUCCUCUUACUCACCAUUCCUGUCAAGAUGUUCCUGCUGAGCCGCAUCUUCACCGUCAGAGAGAUUGCAUGUUUGGAUGCGGACGACGCAGAGCCAAAGUUUGACGAGCGCGAGUGUCACGAUGAGUAUUCAGAGAUGCACAUGCCUGUGUAACCCACGACAAGCCCUCACAUUACCACUUCAGUCCUCUUAGUGGACACCAAAAUCUGUCACUCACAACCACUGACAUCUGGGAUGCAGCGAUAGAGUCCAUCCAGCUUGAAACACUCACAGAAAUUUGAUGCCACAUCACUGUGCACCACCGGCCUUUCUUCAUCAUCCAGACAUGAACAGUUCAGUACGUCAGAGCUGUGGUUGUUUGUUACUUGGGUCAAACUUUUCACUAUUUAAGUAGCUUUUUAUCAUAUUGUAGGAGGCUUUUCUGAUGGUUAGCAGCACUUUGUGGAACAAACAAUGAAAUCCUACUGUGGAGCUCAAACUGUUGUUAGUGUGUGUACACCCAUAAUAUACUUUUUAAACAUAUAUUUCAGGGGACUAGAGAUUCCAAAUCAUGUGAUGUGAUCUCAAACUCAAAAUUAAAUGCGAUAACAGUAGAUAGAUUUGCGACACUGAUUCAUUUUUAGCCCUGAAAGGUUGCUCUGAUUCACAUUGAAUAUGUGGAGGAUAUAUGGGAUACAUUCCUUUAUAUUGUCAUGCGUAUAGUUUUUGCUAUUCUGGUUUGUCGCUUUUUCCAUGUUUUAAGCUCACCAAGCGCCUUAUGAAGGAAAUUAAAAGGUAUGAGAGGUGUUUUUUCUUUCCUCAUUCUGUCUUAAUGUAGACAGCUGAUCACUUUACCCGCCUCCUAAAGCUAGUAGCACUUUUAAGACACCAAAUCUGAACAAUGACUGUAUUUUAUGAAAUCAUUUUAUCUCCUUAGCGUCCUCUUUAAUCCCUUAAAUCUCAGUGUUGCUUUAGUUUGCUUCUUAAAUAUCUGUCUUUGAUUGAUUUUUAGCCUUUUCCUUCUUUAACCAUUCAUUUAUUUGUACUCCAAUGCAGCAGCUUAGACAAUAGUUAGGCUUUUAUGUCAACUUCUGUGCUUGUAGUGAAUUAAGAUCACCAGCAGAGGGAGAUCUUGUAGGACUGUGAUGAAGAUGUACCCCCAAAAAAAAAAAAAAAAAAAAAAAACAGUAUAUGAAAAGCAAUUUCUCAUUACACUAAUGCCAUUAUGUCAUGUUUCUAAUCAUGACACAUUUUUGUAGAAGAAAGACAACACGGUGGCAUAUUAAAUAUACUCUAAAUGUCUCCACGCACAUGCUUAGGGCACUAAUGUACUGAUGUAGAGUUUGUUUUGAGGUCUCACUUGUUGUGGUUGGUUUAUUGGGAAUCGCUGUAAUUUAUUGGUUUCUUUGUGCCAAAUCAUGUCUAAUGUAAAUAGUUUUAUGGUCAGAACAAUAAGCUGCAGUUCAGUCAUCUCAAAUCUCCUAACUGUAUUGUUUGUGAAGAAGUUUCAACCUAAUUAACACAUUUUUCAUAGCAUAACAUUCCUUGGUUUAUCACAGUUUUGCUUAGUAAUUUAAGAAAACUUUUUUUUUUUUGGUCAUCAGCUAUCUGUUUAAACGUUUCAUUCACACUCGUGAACUUGGUCGACCAAAUUUCCACAUGAGCUGUGUAGACAAUCUCAAUAUUCAUGCAUUACUGAGAAUGAAGGCUUUUAAAAUAUAUAUAUAUAUAUAUAUAUAUGUAUAUGUAAUUUUUUAUGUCAUGUUGUAUCAGUGUGACAUGGAUUGGUAAAAGCUUUGACUCUGUCAAAUUAGAUUUUUGUUCCUCUGUUACUCUCAAGUUCGCAUCUCAGACACUGUCUUCCCCUCUGAACUGCCCCAUCUCAGCCUGACUGUUGCUGUGAUCUUGUGCCUGUUCGGUGUCACAAAGUUGCACAAAAUCAAGUGCCUGUGGGACCAUGAAGUGAUCAGCUACAAGUGUCUGUUGUGUUUGUAAGGGCAACACACGUCGUAAUAGUUUGCACUUUUGAGACGCUCAUAAAUCACGAAAAGAACAUCUCUCCCUUAUUUAUCUGUUGCAAUAUGAGGCAUUGUUGCUGUUUUUUGAAGAUUUGUCACAGUAUGUCACAGAACCUAUUUUUUUCUAAUGUACACACACAUUUGGCUGCAUCAUGGCCAUGACAAUGAAGGGGAUAUUUAUGAGAGUCAGACAGUGGAGUACAAUGUCAAGUUUUAUGUCUGCUUAUUGUGCCUGUGGAUGGGAGUGAUGGUAUUCUGUGUGCGUCAAAGUAUUUGUCAAAGUCGUGAAAUGCUGAUAUGAUAUGUUGAUCCAUUUCAGAAGCAAUACAAAGUCUGAGAGGCUAUUGCUGAUGUUCCCUUGUACAAUAAUGGUUCAAAUAUUGAUGACAAAUAAAAGUUAUUUUCUAUUUA